AUGAGCCAUUUGGCCCACAGCCUCCUCGACCGAUUUUGCUUGGACAGGUCCCACCUCUCAGCCUGCUUUCAAAAGCUGGAAUCAGUUGCCAGGUACUUGGAAGAGCGGGUCAGUUCAUAUAACGGAGGAUGCGGUGACAACGCCUUCCCCUGCGAUGCCGAUACGAAUGGUCUCUGUGGAUGUUGCUGUGACGCCGGCUACCAGGCCAAUCAGAGUGGACACUGCCAGGCCUGCGAGGUAUCCAUUCCUUGGAAGUGUGCUGCUGCCAUGAUAGCGGGAGCAGGAGUGAGCGUCGCGAGUGCACCUGUUCUUCUGGCUGCGGCGGGCUUUACUAGUGCUGGCAUAGCUGGCGGUUCCUUGGCAGCUCUGUGGCAAAGCCACAUGGCAGCAGUGUCUGGCGGCAGUCUUUUUGCCUGGUUGCAGAGCAUCUCUAUGGCGGGCUUGGGAACGACAGGAAGUCUUGGUUUAGGUGGUGCCGCAGGUGCCGCGGCCAUGGGCUUCUGCAAGGCAGCGGACCGCUUCUGCGAUGGCUGCAUAGACCACUCCGCCAUGGAGUGUUCGCCCUCUGGCUCCGUCGAGAGCAGCCUCAUUCCUUUGUACCGGUUCUUGGAGGAUCAAGGAUUGGGCUCAGCUGCAAAGGACAUCGUAAAGUCCAGCGGGGCCCAGAGCUUGGAAGACUUGAUAGAAUUGGAUACGGAGGCGGUCUCGCAAAUCACCCGUGAAGCCGGCUUGACGGCCGUCCUUGCUAGCAAGCUGCGCAAAGCUUUGAAAGUCUUGUUGAAGCGGAACAAUCCGGGCGAGACGAAUGAGAGCGUGCUCAUGCUGCAGUCCGUGAAUGACGUGAACCUUGCCAAGUUCUUAGACUUCGAUGUGCCACUAUACAACGGUAUCACAAGGGACUUGUUCCCGGGCGUGGAUCUCCCCAAGCCUGACUACUCCAUGAUGGUCGGCAAGCUCACGCUGAAUCUGGACAGCACACACUGCCAGGCCCAUCCCUACUUCAUUGACAAGAUCAUCCAAUUCUACGAGUGCCACCUCGUCCGGCACAGCGUGAUGCUGGUCGGGAUGCCGUUCAGCGGCAAGACCACGGCGCUGAAGACCCUUCAGAAGGCUCUUACCGACUUGGCGCAGGAGGGCCUCAUGCAUGCCGGAUGCGUCGUUCACCAGGCUCGUCUGAACCCAAAGUCCAUUCCAGCGCGGGAUCUCUACGGCUGCUUCGAGGAGGUUUCUCGCGAGUGGGUGGACGGCAUCGUGGCAGUCCUUUUCCGUGAGUUCGCCCGAAAUCAGACGGAGGAGAGAAAGUGGCUGGUGUUCGAUGGCCCAGUGGAUGCUGUCUGGAUCGAAAACAUGAAUACUGUUAUGGACGAGAACAAAAAGCUAUGCCUCAACAGUGGCGAGAUCAUUGCUAUGUCCCCGAACAUGCGCACCAUCAUCGAGCCCAUGGAUGUGGAAGUCGCUUCUCCGGCGACAAUCUCGCGCAACGGUAUGGUAGAAGAUUGGAUCGGGUGUGAUCCCCAUCCGACAAAGAUGGAGCUUCGAUGCAGCGCCUUAGUUGCGAUUGCUGUGCAGAUGCUAAUCACAGAGGCGGCUAUUUGUGGCAACUGGAAUGAAACGCAGUGUCCCUCCAUGAAUGAUGGCGGUUGCAGCUGCUACUGGAACUCCACAACCUGUGCAAAGAACAACUCGGACUGCAGUGGCGUUGGCAUUACAUCCGUGAGUGACAAUUGCACGCUUACAGGCGGUGAAGUGGUGACUGAUGGCUGGAGCGGCAACGACACCGGCACCAACUGGUGCAACAGCUGCAACUGUGGACAGGGGACGCUAGCAUGCACCCUCAUCGGCUGUAUCGACCCGAAUGAUAAUUGCACGCUUACAGGCGGUGAAGUGGUGACUGAUGGCUGGAGUGGCAAAGACACCGGCACCAACUGGUGCAACAGCUGCAGCUGUGGACAGGGGAUGCUGGCAUGCACUGAAAUCGGCUGUAUCGACCCCGAUGCCAAUGGCACGCUGCAGACCAGCAAUGCCGGUCGAUCUGAGUUGCUGAUCUCGGCAGUGCGCCGCAUUGCGUUUCAUGUUACCUACGGAGUCUUCUUCGAGCCUCACCUCAUGGGGUAUCAGCACCUCAUCGACAAGACGCUGAAGGGCUCUUUGCCGCAGGAAAUGGAAGAAGCAGAGCGCACAGCGCUGUCCAGCAUGAUUGACUUCCUUGUGCCGGCAUUGGUGUCUCACGUGCAGAAGCAGUGCAGAACUGUAUCGCCCGUCCAAGAACAGAACUUGGUGCAAAGCUUCUUAGUGCUCCUGACGACGCACUUGGAAAGCGGCUACAAGGAUCCAAACAUGAGCCGCGAUGCUGUGGACGGUAAAGCCAUCGUGGCCAUGGUUGAUUGUUAUGCGAUCUGGUGCGCUAUCUGGUCCUUCGGGGCGGUUUGCGAGACCAGCAGCCGGUCCUCUUUCAGCCAGUUCCUGCGCAAGUUGCUGACAGGGCAGGUCGAAAACAACAAGCCGCACAAGAAGCUACAGCCAAACCUCCCUGAUCGUGGCUCGGUCUUCGACUACAUUGUGGACCUGAAGCAGCCAGGCUGGACCACCUGGAUGGACACGGUGGAGGCCCAGACCAUCCCCAAUUCGGCCCAGGUGCAAAAUAUCAUCGUGCAGACGGUGGACAACGUGCGGUACCGCUACAUCCUUGAACACUGUAUCAAGCAUCGCAUCAAGCUGCUGUUCUGCGGUCCCACGGGAACGGGCAAGACCGUCUACAUGCAGCAGGCACUGAUGGCGAUGCCAAAAGAGACGCACAUGUCAAUCCAGAUCGGAUUCUCCGCUCAGACGAAAUGCUCGCAGACGCAGGAUCUGGUUGACGCCAAGCUGGAGCGGCGACGGAAAGGGAUCUAUGGUCCACCCAUGGGCCGGAUGUGCGUUGUCAUGGUGGACGAUCUCAACAUGCCUGUGAAGGAGAAGUAUGGGGCCAUGCCCCCCAUCGAGAUUCUGCGGCAAAGCAUGGCUGUACUGGCCAUGGGAGAUGGCCGAAGGUCCAAGCCGAACUUGGUACUGAUACUGCUUGAUGACCAAGAUCAGGUCCUAGGGGGCAUGGACCCAUACCCUAACAUCCAGCGCCUUCUGGGUAAAGGUGGGACAAACUUCACAAACUUCUUCGUCAACACACCUGUUUGCUGUCCCUCGCGAGCAGAGUUGAUGGGAGGCCGUUAUGGGCACAAUAACUUAGUCGGAGAUCUUCGAUCUUCCGGGGGUUCUAAAGGGUGCAUGUGGGCAAACGUCACUGGGUCGUACUUCGUCCAAAACCAGCUCGGGAGCUACCUGUCCAAGCUCGGGUACACGAAUGGCUUGUUUGGAAAGUACAUGAACUCUCCUGCAUGCUCGUGCCCGGUGGAGGCAGGCUGCAGGCAACUGCCCAAGGGUGACCAGGCCGUCCCACCCGGGUGGGACAGAUGGUUCGCACUUUGCAAGAUGGGGAAGUACUUCAGUAACAGUUAUAACGAUGAUGGUCAGGAGGUGUCCACGGGAGAUGCACCACAGGACUACAUGACUUCCGUCAUUGGCAACAGGACCAUUGAAUGGCUGCACGAGGUUGCCGGAGCUGGGCGUCCGUUCUUUGCGUACGUCGCACCUCGCGCGCCUCACAUCGCAGAUGCCCAGUUUCCGUACAUCACACAGGCUGCUCCGUGGCAUGCCGGUGCUGCUGGCCAUGCAAAGGCACCCAGAACUCCUAACUGGAACGUUCCAAAUGCAGGUGCGCAUCCCUUGAUUUCCAGCCAACCGAAAAUGGACGACCUGACGGUGAAUUGGAGCGAUUCCUUGUAUCGCUCUCGCGUGGAGUCCAUGCUGAGCGUGGACGACCUGGUGGCUGAGGUGUUCCAUGUUCUUGACAGCAAGGGGGUUCUUGACAACACAGUUGUCCUUCUCACGUCAGACCAUGGAUAUGCGCUAGGUCAGCAGGCAAGGCCGAGUGGGAAGUUCAAUGUCUAUGACAACGACAUUCGUGUGCCUAUGCUCCUGCGAGGUCCCGGAAUUCAGCCUGGUGCCCGCGUAGAUGCUGUCUCUGGCAUCGUUGACAUUGCUCCUACCUUGGUGGAGCUUGCUGGGGGGGAUCCCGACAUUAUGGAGCUGGACGGACGCUCACUGGUGCCUCUUUUGGGCAACCGCUCGCCGGCAAAAUGGCGCAAGAUGUACCCUGUUGAGUACUGGAGUUUGGGAAAUGUUAAUCGUGGCUUUCCACAAAGUCCACAGUGUAACCCCAGCGAGGGCGCAGACUGCAAGAAGAGUUGGUGCACCUGCCACUACCACCGUGUGGAUGGUGAGAACAACACCUACUUGGCCGCUAGAUACAUCGCUGAAGACGGGGACUUCCUUCUCGCAAACUUCUAUGCUGACAGGACACCUUCAGGUGACCUGCCUCGCAUAUUCCAUGAACUGAACCCGGUCUUCACUGAGUUCUACGAUCUGAAAGCGGAUCCAUGGCAGAUGAACAACCUGUACCCGCAGGUGGAAGCCGAGCGCCCGUCACUCCUGCGCCGUCUUCGACGGGUGCUUUUUGCAAUGAAUCGCUGCAGCGGACGCUCGUGCCGCGAAGCUGACGUCGAGGAUGCCACAGCCUACGGUCCCACUGGCGGAUGGUACGAUCGAAAGGAUGCCACACACCCUUUCCGGAGCAUCAUUGAUGUCUUGUACUUCGCCGCCAUGGGGCCCCCAGGUGGUGGCCGCAACUUUAUCACACCUCGGAUCAUCGGGCACAUGUACCUUGUUGGCUUUCCACUGCUGGACGAUGACAACAUGAUGCAGAUCUUCAACACCAUUCUGGAGUGGAAGUUCCGGACGGACAACUACCCCGCUGAUGUGGCCGGGCUCAGCAAGAAGAUGGUCCAAGCCACCCUGGAGAUCUACAAGAACACGUCCAACGAGCUCCGCCCAACCCCGAUGAAGGUGCACUACACCUUCAACUUGCGCGACUUCUCAAAGGUCAUUUCUGGCGUCCUUCUCCUGAAGAAGAACGAGUGCGAAGGUCCAGAUCGCCAUGUUCGUCUUUGGGCUCACGAGAUUCUGCGUGUGUUUGGUGACCGGCUGAUCGACGACAACGACCGGGAGUGGAUGUUGCUGCAGCUUCGAGAACAGACGAAGAAGAACUUCCAGAACGCAAUCUUUCAACGACAGAUGUUCCUCGGUUGUCUCCUCGUCUUUGUCGCCAUGGCCACCAACUUCUGGGCGACUGGCAGGAAGAUCGUGGCCGUGGGGAAAAACUACCAGAAGCACAUCGAAGAGAUGGCUCAAAUAGGCAGCAAGAAGGAUGAGAAGUUUUUGUCCGAGGCACCCCAAGUCCCGGUGCUUUUCCUGAAGCCCACAAGCUCCUAUCUGCCCAUGGGCAGUGGACCCAUACGGCUACCGAGAAACAUUGGGCCAGUCCACCAUGAGGUGGAGCUGGGCAUCGUGAUCGGCCAGAAAUGCAAGCGCGUCAAGGAGUCGGAAGCACUGGGCGUCGUUGCAGGAUACUGCCUCGCCCUCGACCUCACAGCGAGAGAUCUGCAGCUUGCAGCUAAGGAGAAAGGAAUGCCUUGGAGCGUGCCCAAGGGCUAC
Molecule: messenger RNA, 5586 nt
Organism: Symbiodinium necroappetens
Lineage: Eukaryota; Dinophyceae; Suessiales; Symbiodiniaceae
Source: the annotation of a GenBank genome assembly